CUCAUGCAAGCCACAAUAUGCAAGCAAUGAAGACUCAAGGUGUUCUGCUUCUGCUACUUUUGCUGUUGUGUGCUGUGUCCACCUGCUGGGGACAGCAAGUGAUCUGCUUGUCCCUCACUCCCCCCACCAAUGGGGUCAUCUCCUACUCUGAUCCAACACUGGGCGAUGGUACUGUGGCCACCUAUGCUUGUAACACUGGCUACACUCUCAGUGGAGUCAGCAGCACCACCAGGACUUGUGGGAGUGAUGGAGUGUGGAGUGGGUUCGCUCCAAAUUGUCAGCCUGACUGCCCUGACUUACCCUCACUGAACAACGGGAUGAUUAUGUACAGUGCUGGAUUCCCUGACAACAGACCUUUCAUAUCUACAGCUACACACUCCUGUAACACUGGCUACACUCUCACUGGAGGUACCACCAGGACUUGUCUGAAUGGAGGGAGUUGGGAUGGGUCACCUCCAACUUGUCAAGGAGCUUGUUUUGAUUUACCACCACUAAUGAAUGGAGGCAUUACUUACACUGAUGGACUUGUUGACAGCAGACCUAUUAAUACAAUUGCUACCUUCACUUGUGACAAUGGCUACACUCUCACUGGAGGGGGUUUCAGAGCUUGUCAGAAUGAUAGGACCUGGAGUGGAACAACUCAAACCUGUCAAUUAACCACUGAACCACCCACCACCUGUCCUGACCUCACUGUACCUGCCAAUGGAGUGAUCAGCUACAAUAUGGGGACAAGACCAGUGGACACUGUGGCCACUCACACCUGUGACACUGGCUACACUCUCGAUGGAGGUAGCACCAGGACGUGUGGGAGUGAUGGAGUGUGGAGUGGGUCAGCUCUAACUUGUCAAGCCACCUGUCCUGACCUCACUGUACCAGCCAAUGGAAUGAUCAGCUACACUCCAACCUCCAUCCCCAGACUCCAGGGAACAGUGGCUACACACAGCUGUGACGAGGGGUAUAGACUGUCUGGUGGGAUAGAGAGAAUGUGUCAGUCUGACAGAACGUGGAGUGGAGUGAUCAUCACCUGCCAACAAUUACUUCCUGUCUACGUCUCCUUGGGAUUCACCAACUAUGCUGCUAUGAACUCACAGGUUGCCAUAGACACCAUCGGGGAGACUGAUGAUGAGGCGCUUAUCUGCAAAACGGACAAUGCUCGGUGUUGUCGCGGAAGCGAUGGUCUUGCAGCUGGAGAGUGGAGGUUUCCCAAUGGAGACGUUGUUCCCAGACGUGCUGAUUUCGACACCUCUGUUCCUUUUGUCUCCUCUCGAGAUACAGGUGCACUCAGACUCCAUCGUCGAGGGUCUGUGUCAGGCCCCACUGGCUCCUACUGCUGUGUGAUUCCUGACAAUACUGGAGUAGAUGUGACAUUCUGUGUGCAGUUAGUGACUGGAGUCAUCACAGUCAUCACUACCUCUCCCCCCACUGCAACCUCUACUGAUGAGAGCUGUCUCUGUCAGUGUCCCCAGAGUGACAGCACUGGUGCUGUGGUGGGAGGAGUGGUGGCCCUGGUAGCAGUGAUUGCAGUGACUGUAGUGAUGGUGACCUACCUAGUGCUCCGGUACAAGAGAGGAGGGAAAAUGACUGUUCCUCGAGAUAUCUCCCUUACUGACCAGGGUCAAAGUGCAGCUGCUACCUACGAGACCGUCCCUGCCACUUAUGAGGAGAUCCCAGCCUCUAGAGAGGUCAAAGGUGACUACAGCUACACACAGAACAAUGCCUACUCGACUGUGAGUGGGCGUGAGGCUCCUGCUGCUGAAGGAAUAUAUGAUAACUGAACUAUCACAUGACUCCAUUUCUCAUUAAAUAUCACGUUUAAUUUGUAUUUUUUUAGUUGAUGCAGAGCAUGUAGAUAUUAUAUUUUA
Messenger RNA from Halichondria panicea, 1862 nucleotides. RefSeq names its product sushi, von Willebrand factor type A, EGF and pentraxin domain-containing protein 1-like. Bases 18 to 1775 code for a protein of 585 amino acids. The transcript is spliced from 10 exons. The record is from RefSeq and is a predicted model, not a curated record. NCBI's taxonomy places the organism in Eukaryota, Metazoa, Porifera, Demospongiae, Suberitida, Halichondriidae.